UUUAGUUCUUCUCUUUUUUAAAUUUUAAACUCAAAAAUCUUUAGCACAAAAUUCUCUAAUCCAUUCAUUCUUAUAAAAUCAUAUGACUUUCUAUAUAAUAUUCAUUAAAAGACUAACUAAACAUGUUGGAGGAAAAUGAAAAAUGGUUAUAUUAGACGAAUUAGUAAAUCAUGAUUAUAAGGAGUAUUCAAAUAAGCCAAAACAAGGUGAUAAUUCCAGUCGCGAGGACGAUUGUCACAAUGGGAUAUCUCAUAAUUACACCUUCUCUCCUCCGACGUUCGAAUUCACGGAUCAUCGCAUUAACAAUAUUUCUAUAAAUCACCCACCUCCAAGACCUAACGUGCAAUACAUAAAACCUUGUGAUUCAAUCAAAAAUGCCUUCGCCCUAAAAAAUAAUUUUGAAGAUUUGAUGAACGAUAAUCGAGACAAGGAAAACUUGGAACCCGAUUCAACUCAAAGCUCUUCAUCAAAUCCUAAAAAAAAAGUUGCCAGGAAGAGGAAAAAUUGUCUAAAAGAUUUAUCAGAUCCAUUUCCGCAACAUUCAUCCGGGUAUAUUUCCAACGGAGCGACUAACAUUAAUAAUCCCUCACCCAGCAUGGAAGGAUUGCACCUGAAAAGUUUCGAAGAAAUCAGUUCUACCACUUCAUCUUCUUCUCCGUUAUCCAACAAAUUUAUACGUAACAUUUUGGCCGAAAACAAAUGUUUCGUAAAUUACUCUUCCCCCACCAUAAAUUCGCGUUCUUCCCUUUCCACCAUGUCCUCUUUCUCAUUUUCGCCACUAUCGUUUAAUCUUCAGAACUUCAGCAAAGAUUCUUUUAAAUCUCCGCUCACUAGAUCGAAAAACCAUCCUGCCGAAAAUUUUGAGGAGAGCUUAUUGAAUAACAGUCACGACUUAAACCACUCCACCAUUUCUUCAUCUACCCAAAAUUUUUGGAAUACGGUCGAACCGAAUUUCAACUUUAUAAUGGGACAGGAUUUGAUUAAACAAUGUCAAGAAGCCGAUUGCUUUCUAGCACGCCAAUCAUCUCAUCCCAAUUUAACUUCGUCAUACAACGAUUUUUUGGAACAAUACAACAGAAUUAUCGAUAUGCUCAACCAGUUCGCCGAAAAUCUCCAGAAUGGAUUUUUGCAAUCUUCCAACGAAAUGGUUAAUCUGUGGGAAGCAAAGAAAGCGAAUUUAGUCGAGAAAUCCGUUCACUUAUGUCAACGAUACCCCGAACUGGAAACGGAAAUCAAGGCUAAGAUGGAACAAGUCGACAAUAAAUGGAGUGUGCUGGAGAAGAUUUUAGCUCAAAGGGAAAGCUAUCAGAAGAUACCUAGUUUGAAAGAUUUGAAGGACGAAAUAGCGGAGAUGUCCUCUUGGUUGGACGAAGUCGAAAAUAAGCUGAAGCGCAUGACACCUUCCAAUAUUGAGAAUCAAGAUGUUAACUCGCUCUACAUAGACCUUCAAGAAUAUUAUCAAAGACAAGUCGUUUCGCAGAACAAUAAAAUCACUUCUCUCAUAUUCCGGUGCCUGAGAUACAACGAAUUCGUGCUCAACGAUUUUCCUAACUCCUCCUACUCUAACCAAUUUCGCGGCGAUAAUUUACCCGAAAACGCGGACGAAAGUUAUGAUAAUUCUGGGAAUCGCGUUUUAAGCGCAAAAUCAAUCGACGAAUCGGAAGAUUUAAUUAAUGACGCUAACGACAAUAGCGUAUUGAUCGGAGCUAAACGGUUAGAAAAUAGGUGGAACAAAAUUCGGUUACUAUUCUUCGAGGUCAUUUUGUUGCUGGAAAAUAAUUUGAAGAUCCCUUCCCCAAUUGCUUCUUCGCCCUCAAAGACACACGAAAAUCUUGUCACAUCUGAAUAUCCACUCGAUAAAAACUUGAAUUUCGUCCAUAACGGAUUUCUAUCGACUACCGAUCUUAGCAACACCGAAGACGAUAUUAUACCUUUCUUCCCCGAAGAAUACGAGAAAAUUACUGAUAACAUUCCGUCUCAUACCGAAAUGAAAGUUGAUAGAAGCGGAUACAAGUCAAGGGACGACAAAGAUGGGGUGGGUAACAUUGAUAGAGACAAAAACAACCAUUCGAUUGAUACAAAUGUGAACCGAAGGGGAUACAUUACUCCAAAAAAGAAGGAGAAAAACGACGGGGAAACAGAAUACAAGUUAAAAGCUAGAGUGACAUCCCCCUCUCCCAAAAAGGCUUACGAUGAUUCUGACGAUAGUCAGGCCUUCGUCACUACUACCAGCACUACCACAUUCACCAAAAACGUAACAACCUCCCGACAGACCACACGCUUAUUACCCGUCGGUUAUGACUAUAAAUACCGAUCAAAACCCAGCGAAUACCGAUAUUACACGGAACCGGUUUUGAAUUAUAGGUGCUCGACAUAUUUCCCUGAUAUUACCAGCACUUAUCGUCGAUAUCAGAGCUAUUAUAACAACGACGAUCCCGAUUUUCAACCUAAAAAUUACGGAUUCGAUCGCAAAAAUUACAAUUUUGAGCGACCAACUCAUUAUUCGCCCGCCGCAUUUGAUACUGAUUCUUACGGUGAAGCGGAUCUCUUCACGUCCCGCGUCCACGAACUUACUCAUAGGUUAGAGGAGAGACGUGUCGAAGAAGAAAGUUGUCGGAGUCGUCUCAGGAAGUCUAACAUCGAAGAGAAAAGGUACCACGAUAAUGACGCAAGUUCGUUCGAGAAUUUGAAAAUUGAAGGAAAGGAAACAACGGGGGGCAAGGUCUUCAGAGACAUUAACAAAAACAGAAACUCGUACAAGAAGAGAAGGGGGAAGAGGCCACAACGUCUAUCUUACUCGGAUGACUGUCUGUCCCUCUCGUUGCCCCAAAAGAUCGCCAGCCAAUUACUCGAGCCUGCCUUGCGCCGAGAUAAGGACAAUUCCAAACGCCUCAAUACUACCCCCCAUAUUUUUUCGCCCGAUCACAACCGUAACCAAAAAUGGGUUAAUAAAGUUGACCAUGAAAACUUAAACAAUACAACCACCAGUUGUAACGAUGAAAAUAUUUUUCCCAAACAGAACAGCAUGACCAGUAAAACGACCAGCAAAGGAGGAGCCGGUUCCACCAAUAAUGACAAAUGGUACGACCCCUCGCUUCUCACUACUAUCAACAACUCCACCUCUUACCCACCCGCUUCAUCUUCCUCCUCAUCUCACCUUUCUUUCCAGCGUCACGAUUUCACCAUGUCUAACCCGGAUUGGGUCGACAGCCAUGACCAACUAUCGGUAUUGGCGACUAAUACGAACAACCCCUGCCCCACCGGUGAUUCGCCUGGUAAAAAUAUAAAUAUGAUACUUUCCGACCACACUCAUUCGUCGAUCCCUGCCGCAGGUUUAUCUUCAUUAUUUAAACCAAGCUCCUCUCACCUACAUAGCGAUAACAACAGUAGCGGAACAAGUUAUUACGGAGGAAGAGAUGAUAAGUUUUACAGUUUUGAAGACGCCGCCGCUUCUCCUUAUUACAGUUGCGGACGAUUCGCGACUGACAAGAAGCAACGGCACUGCCGUCCACAGGAUAGUGGUUCGCUGACUAGCACGAGCGAGUCCAUGUGGGACCCUUACCAGGCUCCCUUAUAUUCUCCGACCGACGAAGACGAACACCCUUCUGCUUUGAAAGAUGCCACGAAUAAUGAGGUCGUCAACCCGAAUUAUCGUCAAUCAAUCGCGGUCGAAGGACUUCCACAAGGUUCCAUAGAUUAUAACAACGAAGGGGACUAUAGCGACGACAGCGGAAGGAUAUCAUUCGAUACUCCUAGAGAUAUUAUUACUACCAGAUUCAUCCAAAAUUUUUGCCAAAGAAUCAAAAACAAAACUCAAUCUCAAAGAUCUUCCUCGAACGCCGAUUCAGCCCUGGCCGUCGUGUUCGAUUCUGAUAGUGAUAUCGAAGACCUAAAAUCCCUUCUCGUUAUCUCCAAAAAGGACCUCAAAAGAGCCCAAAAUGCUUAUCAAAAACUCAGCGGCAGUGAUGGGAAACACCUCAAUAUUUCAGAAGUUCGGGAUCGAUUGGACGGUAGUUUUGAAGGGAACAUUGGGAACAAAUUGGAAGAAAGUAAGAGAGUUAAAGAGGUCAUCGACGUCGCUACUAAUAAAGCAAAAUUAGACGAUUUGCCCAACCUGAUAUCUAUAUGCCGGACCCAUAUAUAUUUCCUCAAAACGGUGAUCGAAAACAUAUACCCCGAGAUGUCAGAAAAUAGUCAUCUUACAUCUUCUUCCAAGAAGAAAUCUUGCAAAAGAUUAAAUUUGCAGGACAAAAAUAAGACCUUUUUGCUGCACGAUAAAUGGCAACAGCUGCAUUACAAGCUUAACAUCAUGAAGGAGGGUGUCACUAAGGAAGGAAUGGAUAUAAUUAAUAAUUCCAGGAACGACGAGAGCUCUAAUGCCGCUUACCAAAUCGAAUUUUCGCGAUUGCCGAACGCUCAACAAGCUAUAAAUAAUCUAUUGCGUCACAGCGGUGACGAUGUUUUGUGUUCGCCGAAUGGUCUUGUUGAGAGUACUAAGCAUAUAGGGAUGGAAAGUUUUAUGGAAUCUAGCAACGAUUUAAUCAAAAAAUUGACAGAUCGCAUUAUCAACUUGCAAUCGAUUAAAGAGGAUCUCACUCCCUCCAGGACCAGUCACAGUGAUAGCUUGAUUAAUUUGAUUCAUAGAAGGUCUAACCCAAAAACCAUUUCCACCAGGGAUACAAACACCGAUACCCAUGAUUUAAUAAGUCCCAGAUCCUCGUUUCACAAAUUGAAUGACAAAAAUUUUUGGAGAUACUUUGCUUUCGCUAUGCUAACCCUAGCGCUUCUCUCAGCCUAUUUUUACGUCUUUCAGCCAUCAUGCUGCAACAAUACGAACAAUUUCAAAAGAUCCCUCAAUUUCGUGCUUAAUUACCCCUACGGGAAACCUCCAACUUGAAAAUCUUUCCAAUUCCAUUCUCUGGCCUCAGCCGGAUAUAUGUUAUAUUUAUCAUUCAUAUUUUUCUUUUUUAAGAAGAAGCUAUGUAUUAUAUUAACUUAGAGCAUCAAUGUAUUAAAAUUCUUAUUGUCCAUUCUUUUUACAUGGUAAAUGUGAAUCACAAUAUAUUCCUACUUUUUUGAUGAUAUAUUUUGUUAACAAGCCUAAAUAUGUUGGUUAAUAACCUUUACAUGAACGUUAACUGGGUUUGCAUUAAAAUAUUUCUAUUUUUUUUAUAAAUUAAAAAUUUUUUGGUAUAUAUAGUUGUUAAAAUAAUCGAAUAAUCAGAGUAUUAUUUAUAUAAAAUCCCAAAUAUGGCAACGUUACUAAAUGAUACAUUU
Messenger RNA from Gordionus sp. m RMFG-2023, 5277 nucleotides. RefSeq lists its product as uncharacterized. The record is from RefSeq and is a predicted model, not a curated record. Bases 143 to 4897 code for a protein of 1584 amino acids. Lineage: Eukaryota; Metazoa; Nematomorpha; Gordioida; Chordodea; Parachordodidae. The transcript is spliced from 14 exons. Gene Ontology annotation, cellular component: membrane.